Siniperca chuatsi (mandarin fish) is the source of this 2902-nucleotide messenger RNA. RefSeq names its product glycerophosphodiester phosphodiesterase domain containing 1 (gene gdpd1). Lineage: Eukaryota; Metazoa; Chordata; Actinopteri; Centrarchiformes; Sinipercidae. Gene Ontology annotation, biological process: glycerophospholipid catabolic process; N-acylethanolamine metabolic process. Gene Ontology annotation, molecular function: phosphatidylcholine lysophospholipase A1 activity; phosphoric diester hydrolase activity. Gene Ontology annotation, cellular component: endoplasmic reticulum membrane. The transcript has 11 exons. The record is from RefSeq and is a predicted model, not a curated record. Bases 212 to 1165 code for a protein of 317 amino acids.
CCGGUCAGUGUUUUGUCAGAUACAGCUGUGUGGUGCAAAGCUCACUGGAGCGGCGGUGAAGAGGCCGGUUCAACUGUGUAUCCUCAUACAAAGUAGCAUGCUGUACAGAUUUCUGGACACUAACUAACUCAUACUGGGACUACCAAGGUUAGUCGACACGAAAAAAUAAAGACAACCAAAACAAUUUGAUGACAAAGCUGACUGACAGGAGAUGUGUGCUGCUGUGUAUGUCCUGUCAACAGUAACGGGCUACGUGCUCACCUCUGCCCUGCUGCUGAAAUGUCCGUAUCUUUUGCACCGGAGGAAGCGAGAGACUUUUCUCAGCAGGCACAUUUCCCAUCGUGGAGGAGCAGGUGAAAACCUGGAAAACACCAUGGCAGCUUUUAAGCACGCUGUGGAUCUUGGCACAGACAUGCUGGAGUUGGACUGCCACCUGACGAAAGAUGAACAGGUAGUGGUUUCACAUGACGCCAACUUGCAGAGGUCCACUGGCAUCAACGCCUACAUCUCCGACAUGGCCUACACUGAGCUCCCUCCGUACCUCUGCAAGCUGGGUGUAACUUUUCAGAGGGAGUGUUUCUGCGAGGGGGGAGAGGACAACCGCAUCCCUCUCCUCAGGGACAUUUUUGAUGCAUUUCCUAAUACCCCUGUCAACAUUGACAUCAAGGUCAACAACGACACACUCAUCAAGAAGGUCUCUGAGCUGGUCGUUAAGUACGACAGAGAGCAUCUGACUGUCUGGGGCAACGCCAGAAACCAGAUUGUAAAGAAGUGUUACAAAGAGAACCCUCGUAUUCCUGUGUUGUUCAGCCUCCCCAGAGUGUUGCAGCUGUUAGGCCUCUUCUACACCGGCCUUCUGCCCUUUGUUCCCCUCAAGGAGCAGUUUCUGGAGAUCCCCAUGCCCUCUAUUAUCACCAAACUUAAGGAUCCUAACAAAUUAACAAGGAGUCAGCGAUUCAUCACCUGGCUGGCAGACACUUUGCUGAUGAGGAAAGCUCUGUUUGAGCAUCUAACAGCCAGGGGAAUACAGGUGUACGUUUGGGUGCUGAACGACGAGGAGGACUUCCAGAGGGCGUUUGACUUGGGAGCCACAGGAGUUAUGACAGAUUUUCCCACCAGGCUUAAAGACUUCAUGGACAGGAAUGGCAUUUCUAAGCCCCAGUGACCUGUCAAAAUCUACCUCACUGCUUAUCCUUCAACCUGACUGACCUGCCAAACCAGGCCCCCCCGCACGCACCCACUUUGACUAAUUCCAGCAGGUCUACUCUCGCACUGUGUUUUACAGUCGAUAGGGAUCUCUGUCAUGUUCUCCAUCCGCCGCUGGUUUGGAACCAGUUGUUCUGGUAACACAAACCUUCUGUAUUUUCAAUCACAUAAAAUACUCUUAAAGGACACACACACACACACACACACAAAUAUAUAUAUAGUUGUGUUCUUUGCAGGUUCUUUGUUCCUUCGCUGCAUACCUUACUACACACUAGCGUGCACGCACACACACACACACACACACACAACUGUGAGAUUUCUAUCAGUAUCACACAGCUAUUUAAAAGCACACAAUCGUAAGUAAAAGUAUAAUCUAUUAAAUGGGACAAAAUGGGUAUUGAAAUAUAAUGUUUGCAAGUCUUAUGAUCUUGAAUUUCAUAAUAGGUUCAUGGCUUUUGACUUAAAAAUAAUUUAAAUUUGUUUCAUUAUUUUAGCUUUCAAGUAAAUGACAUUCUGCAUUAUGGUUCAAGUAUUGUGCUAGUAAAAACACCAGCAGAUGCAGUUUGAGGUUGUAAUGUCAUGUUAAUUUAUUGGCAGCUUUACAAUGUUUCGAGGUCUGAUUUAUUUCUUUUUUACAAUCUGACUGUCUGACUUAGCACAUGCAAUAAUACACUAAUCUAAGCAAUUGUGAGAUAUUUCUAUAUGGGCCAGAUGCAAAACCACUGUUUUUAUACGUUGUUAUUUUUAAAGACAAUGGUUUGUAUGUUGCACAGCUGUGUUGUAUGUUUAUGUGUAGUUGCUUAUUCUCUAGAUUUUUCUGUGAAUCAUUGAUUGAAGUUAAAUGCCUGAGGCAUUGUUUGUCUAUUAAUUAACCUGAGAGAGAAAUUUUGAACAAAAUAAGGAAUGAGUCGUACCGUUUCUCACCUGUGAUGAUGUGAUCGUAAAACAGCGUUGAACUUGAUAUUUAAGAAACAUGAACCUUUUUAAUGUGUGGGCUUUAAAGUGUAUUGGCAAGCACUGAUACAUGUUGAAAUUGAAAUGUAUAAAGACAGCAGUUUUCUAGUAAUUCCUCGCUGUGUGUGUCACAGUUUGAAAGUGUAAAGAUCAUUUGGAUUAUCAUUCCACUGACGUUCUCUAAUCCAAACCUGUGACCACACAGUGAGGGUCGGUAAUGAAUGUAGUAUGGGUUGAAUGUAUUGUAUGUUUUCCGGUAUUUUAGAGUCGAAACAGUAUUGCUGUUUUAUUGUCUGUAAUUUGUUGUCGGGCAUUUUGUAUUAGCACUGUCACUGAAUGGUUUUCAUGCAUGAAAUCUGCACAGGUGUUAGUUUGAUGACUCAUAUUUUACAUUGUUUUGAGAACACCUGUACAUCCAAAAUCAUUAUUCUUUGAGAGAAAGGUUUGUGAUCUACCAAUCAUAUUACAGAUCUCACAUUAAUGCGUAUACUUUUGAUUACAUUAACUGUGGUGUACUGAGUGUACAUUUGUUUUUGCAUGCCUAAAUGAAUAUUUGUAAAGCUGUUGUGUUUGAAUCUGUUGUGACCUGGACAGAACCAGUUUGUGGGACCUGGUUGCUUAGGCCUAUCAAAAUGCCUUAUCCCACAUGAAGUAUGUAAUUUGAUUUGCUGAGAGAUGAUUGAAAAAGUAUUUUUUUUUAAUCAAUACCAAUAACCAUUUCUGACAUAAAAUAUUGUUAUAA